UCUCACAAUUCACAAAUGCAUCUCCAAACCCAAUCUCUCACCACCAACUUACCUCUCCCUUCUCUCUUUCUCCCAAAACCAACAACAACAAAGCCCCACCAAUUCACGCCUCUAAAGCAGCAAAAACCAUUUCCACAAUUCUCCUUAAAAUGCUCUCUUUCAACUGUAUCAGCUGAGCCACCUACUCAUAACCAAAAUGAUAAGCCCUUGCCUGCUGAAGUUUCAAGAACCAUCAUGGAGUUAUCUUCAGUUGGCACUCUUUCUACUUUGACCUCAGAUGGCUGGCCUUUGAGUGUUGGUGUUAGGUUUGCUGUUGAUGAUGAUGGCACUCCUAUUUUGUGCUUGAGUGAUUCUCAUAGACAGUUUUCUGUUGAUAGAAGGUCUAGUCUUCAUGUUCAGUUAGAGCAAUCUGGAACGAGGACACCUCAGUGCACAAUUCAAGGAAGCCUUGACAAGCCUGAGGACACAAAGCUUUUGAAGUGGGCUCAUUCAUUGUGGAAAAAGAGAUUUGGAGAAGAAGUUAAGGAUGAACUUAUUUAUGUUGUGGCCAUGGAGCGGGUACUUCAGAUGGAAGACUUCAUGGAGGAUGGUGUAUGGGUCUCAUCAUCUGAUUAUAAAAAUGCUAGCCCUGAUCCACUCCGAGACUUUGCAGAAGCAUUUGCCAAUGAGAUCAAUGACAAGAACAUGGAAGAUGUUAGCCGCUUUUGCAAUGUAUAUGUUGAUUUGGACUUCCAGGUGUCAGAAGCGAAGAUGAUAUGGGUUGAUAGGUUAGGCUUUGACAUGCGUCUUUGGUCUCAGAAAGGCACGUUUGAUGUCCGAAUUCCUUUCCCAAGAGAAGUGACUGAUGUGAAGGGUGCCAAGUCCUCAUUCAAUGGUAUGUCACAGCUUGCUUGGGAGGUGGAAAAAAACUAUCAGACGCUGAACUUUAAGAAGGUGCAACAAUUAAAGCAGAUAACACACAAGGGAUUGUAAGAAGUUAAUUUUUCAUAAUUUUUGUGAGAUACUAUGAUAGGAGGCCCUUAAUGACCAUUCUUUGCUGAGUUUUUCGUGUUCAUACUUUUGAUGGUUCAAGAUUGACCCGUCCAUUCAGACAAAUUUGUUGAAAUUACGAAUUUGAUUGGCAAGUGUUCAUGUGCU
This is a messenger RNA of Populus euphratica (Euphrates poplar), 1137 nucleotides long. It is a transcript of the gene PGR7, whose product is annotated as proton gradient regulation 7. Lineage: Eukaryota; Viridiplantae; Streptophyta; Magnoliopsida; Malpighiales; Salicaceae. Gene Ontology annotation, cellular component: chloroplast. The record is from RefSeq and is a predicted model, not a curated record. Bases 16 to 972 code for a protein of 318 amino acids. The transcript is spliced from 6 exons.